AUGUUGUCUCCACCACAGGCUAGGAGCUCAGGAGUGCCCGAAGGGUCCAACAGAAAACGAGGAUUCGAGAACGUGGAAGACGUUUCCGACAGUGGUGAAAGAAGCAGUGAUGCUGUUGACCCGGAGCCAGUACCGAAAGCUAGCUUGGAAAUCUCAGCGUCCAAUAAGCGUCUUUGCAAACUGCCGCAGUACAAUUUCCUGCGAUUCUGCUACCGCCACAACCCAGAUAUCCAACAGUCUCCGACGCACACGGCGCGUUUCGAACAGGACAAGCAACGGCACUCCAAGCUGCACAACAAGAUUAGCAAGCUAAUACCGGACGAACAGCGGCAGGUUAACGAUCUUCUGUCCAACUUCAUGGGCUGCAAUGACAAGAUGCGGAAACUGGUGCUGGAAGGCAUUUUAACCAACUGUUGCUUCCCGCAACUGUCGUUCUUGGCAUCCGAGAUCCAAAGUUUGAUCAAGAUCGAUUUCAUCAGCACCCUACCAGAGGAAGUAUCUCUGAAAAUUCUGAGCUAUUUGGAUUGCGAGAGUUUGUGUAACGCUACCCAGGUAUGUCGACGCUGGAAACAGCUGGCUGACGACGAUAAAGUAUGGUACCAUAUGUGUCAGCAACACAUAGAUCGCAAAUGCCCCAACUGUGGGUGGGGGCUGCCGUUACUACACAUGAAGCGCGCUCGUUUUAUCGAGUCGGAGGGCAGUCAAAAGCCAUGUCCGGAAGAGGUCAAUGGUACUGCUUCUGCACCAUGCAAGAAUGCUAGAAAGACGAGGCCUUGGAAAGUCAUAUACCGGGAGCGUUUCAAAGUGGAAUCUAACUGGAGGAAAGGACUAGCACAUAUUCAAGAAUUCAAGGGCCACAUGGAUGGCGUUUUAACUUUACAAUUUAACUACCGCUUGCUAUUUACCGGAUCAUACGAUUCCACGGUUGCCAUUUGGGAUUUGGCUACGGGCAAGCUUGUAAGGAGACUCACGGGUCAUCGUGAUGGUGUCAAAACGCUGUAUUUUGAUGAUCAAAAACUCAUAACAGGAUCGUUGGAUCGAACAGUUCGGGUUUGGAAUUACGUUACAGGUGCGUGUGUUUCUACAUACCGAGGCCAUUCCGAUAGCGUCUUGAGUGUUGACUCCUACAAGAAGAUAAUCGUGUCUGGGUCCGCCGACAAGACGGUUAAAGUAUGGCACGUCGAGUCGCGCACAUGCUACACACUGCGAGGCCAUUCGGAAUGGGUUGGGUGCGUUAAGCUGCACCCCAAGAGCUUUACGUGCUUCAGUGGCAGUGACGAUACGACAAUUCGAAUGUGGGAUAUCCGGUCCAAUACGUGCGUCAAAGUGUUCCGCGGCCAUGUGGGACAAGUACAGAAAGUGUUGCCGUUGAACAUCCUGGACACGGAAAACUUGGUUGUCGAUCAGCCGACCGAUGUGGGCGGGACUACGGCAAACAGCGGACUAACCCCAGACGCAGCGACUACAGCUGAAAACGGCGAGAACGCGCAAUUCACGACCAUGGACGACUCGAUGCCGUACCCGUCUCACCUGCUGUCGUGCUCGCUGGACAACACGAUCAAACUGUGGGACGUGCGCACGGGCAAAUGUGUGCGCACGCAUUUUGGUCAUUUGGAAGGCAUUUGGGACAUAGCAGCGGACAAUUUCCGCAUCAUAAGCGGCAGUCACGACAAGACCGUCAAAGUGUGGGACUUGCAGAGUGGCAAGUGUAUCCACACGUUCGACAGCCAUCAGGGGCCCAUAACCUGUGUUGGUAUAGGUGAUUCCGAGUUCGUGAGUGGGGAUGAGCUGGGGUGUGUGAAGCUGUACCGCUUCGACUAG
This is a messenger RNA of Lachancea nothofagi CBS 11611, 1821 nucleotides long. NCBI's taxonomy places the organism in Eukaryota, Fungi, Ascomycota, Saccharomycetes, Saccharomycetales, Saccharomycetaceae. The record is from the annotation of a GenBank genome assembly.